Molecule: messenger RNA, 612 nt
Organism: Glarea lozoyensis ATCC 20868
Lineage: Eukaryota; Fungi; Ascomycota; Leotiomycetes; Helotiales; Helotiaceae
Exons: 2
Coding region: 1-612 (203 amino acids)
Biological process (GO): ribosomal large subunit biogenesis; endonucleolytic cleavage in ITS1 to separate SSU-rRNA from 5.8S rRNA and LSU-rRNA from tricistronic rRNA transcript (SSU-rRNA, 5.8S rRNA, LSU-rRNA); ribosomal large subunit export from nucleus
Cellular component (GO): preribosome, large subunit precursor; nucleolus; nucleus
Molecular function (GO): protein binding
Source: RefSeq, a predicted model, not a curated record
AUGCCUUCUACCACUCUUGAGGCCGGCGAGACGAAGAAGCCUCUUCCGGUAACUGUUAAUAAACCAACACCAUAUACCUUCGAUCUUGGCCUUCUUCUUGCGACCGACCCAAACCCACUCGUUCUCACAAGCAAAGCAAACCUCGAAGAUGACCUCGCAGCUACAGCAAGAGACGGUGCGCAAGCCUUGUUAAAUCAAUUGCUAUCAACAUGUCCAGUAGCAAGCACACCCAACGGCGUCCUCCUCUCAUUACCAGCAAUAGAGACAUCAUUACCCCGCGAAAAGCCACUUCCUCCACCAAAAGCUCAAACCACAUGGCAGAAAUUUGCCGCAAAGAAAGGCAUCAAGCCUAAGACUGCGGAAGAAAAGAAAAAGAUGGUUUACGAUGAGGCGACUGGGGAAUGGGUCCCCAAAUGGGGAUACAAAGGAAAGAAUAAGGCUGGAGAGAAUGAUUGGAUCGUUGAGGUUGAUCCGAAGGCGGAGAGGGAACGAAAGGAGGGUACGGAGAGACAGGGAGAUGGAAGGAGGGAGAGGAAAGAGAAGGUUAGGAGGAAUGAGAGGAUGCAGAGGGCUAAUGAGAGGAAGGGGAGGAAGAAUGGUAGUGGAAAAUGA